GCUUUAGCUUCAAAAUGCUCUUAGUUUUCAGGGUUACUUUAGUGAAAGUGGAAGUAAAGUGGAAGAUAUUGCCAAAUCUGGCGUUGUUAAUUUGAAAGUGUGGCUAUCUGGAAGUGUUUAGGAAAUAUAAUAUUAAUGAAUCAGACGCAUUAGUUAAUGAAGAAAUUAAAAGUUCUAACAGAACAUAAUGAACAACUGAACACUAGUCAGAAAAAACGGAAAUUGAAUGAGAAUGAUGAAGUUUAUGAUGACAAUACUGUAGAAGGGGAGAAUUCAAGCUGUAAAAAAACAAGAAUGGAGUGUGAGCCUUCGUCACAUGGAAAGAACGGUUUUAGUCAAAACCACAAGAAGAACAUUCUUGGAUUCGGAGGCAAUAACCAUUUGCAAGGAAAAACUGGGAGUUUUACUUCUGGUAAACAAUCUCCAUCAAAAAAAUUAAUAAUAAAAAACUUUAAAGCAAAACCCGUUCUUCCAGACAACUACAAGGAAUCAACAUGGGAGAAACUCAAAGAUGCGGUUGAUGCAAUUCACACAAGUCGAUCAAUAUCUUCAAGUUUAGAAGAAUUGUAUAAAGCUGUUGAAAACUUAUGCUCUCAUGACAUGUCUAUGUUAUUGUAUAAUCAGCUGAAGCAAGUUUGCGAAGAACAUGUAAAAAAGACAAUUCAAGAAUUUACUGGUAGUGGGAUGGAUAAUUUUAUAUUUUUAAAGAAAAUGAAUUCCCUUUGGGAUUCUCAUUGCAGACAAACUACUAUGAUUCGUAGCAUCUUCUUAUAUCUGGAUCGUGUUUAUGUGUUGCAGACAUCUGCAAUUUUGUCAAUAUGGGAUGUUGGACUUCAGUUAUGGAGAACGCACAUUAUGGGAAAUUCUACUGUCCAAACGAAAGCAGUUGAUGGACUGUUAUUUUUAAUUGAGAAAGAAAGAAAUGGUGAAGCCGUUGAUAGAAUUCUUUUAAAGAACUUAAUACGUAUGCUGGCAGACCUUCAGAUGUAUCAUGAUGUAUUUGAACCAAAGUUUUUACAAGCAACAGAUUUGUUAUAUGCUGCAGAAGGUCAAAAGUUUAUGAUCGAAGUCGAUGUCCCAAAUUAUUUAUUACGAGUAGAGAAACGGUUGACAGAAGAAUCAGAACGUUUACUUCAAUAUCUUGAGCCAGGAACGAGAAAACCUCUGAUCACUUGCGUUGAAAACCAACUUAUUAACAGUCAUUUGUCAAAUAUAUUAAGCAAAGGCUUUGACUAUCUUAUGGAUUUAAAUUCAGUUACACACCUUGCUUUAAUGUAUCAGCUCUUUGCACGUGUUAAGACAGGUUUAGAAAACCUUUGUGAAUACUUUGGAGCUCAUGUAAAGGUAAGAGGGUUAACAAUAGUAGAAGAUACAGAAAAGGAUAAAGUCAUGGUUCAAGAACUCUUAGACUUUAAAGAGAAACUGGAUAACUUAAUCAAGGAAGCAUUCAAUGACAAUCAAAGAUUUGUUAUUGCUAUGAAGGACGCGUUUGAACAUUUUAUAAACAAAAGGCAAAAUAAACCAGCAGAAUUAAUAGCUAAAUUUAUUGAUGGAAAAUUAAAAACUGGAAAUAAGGAAUCAACUGAAGAUGAGUUGGAAAGAAGAUUAGACAAGAUCAUGAUUCUAUUCCGAUUUAUCCAUGGCAAAGAUGUAUUUGAAGCCUUUUAUAAAAAGGAUCUCGCAAAACGUCUGUUGCUUGGCAAGAGUGCAUCUGUUGACGCUGAAAAAUCUAUGCUGUCAAAAUUAAAGCAAGAAUGUGGAAGUGCUUUUACCAGCAAAUUGGAAGGAAUGUUUAAAGAUAUGGAGCUGUCAAAGGACAUCAUGACGAGCUAUAAACAGCACAUUCACAAUCAACCAAUAAACAUUGAUUUAAAUGUUAACAUCUUAACAAUGGGAUACUGGCCUACGUACACUCCAAUGGAUGUACAUAUCCCCACCGAAAUGGUGAAGUUGCAGGAAAAUUUCAAAACAUUUUAUCUCAGUAAGCAUAGUGGAAGAAAACUGCAAUGGCAAACCACUUUAGGUAGCUGCAAUGUGAAAACAAGAUUCCCUUCGGGUAUACACGAACUGCAAGUGUCACUUUUUCAAACGCUUUGUUUGUUGCAAUUUCAAGAUUGUGACGAAUUCUCGUACGAUGAACUAAAAACGGCUACGGGUAUAGAGGAAGGAGAAUUGAAAAGAACUUUGCAAUCAUUGGCAUGUGGUAAAGUAAGAGUGUUGAAAAAAACACCUUCAGGCAAGGAUGUGAAUUCAACAGAUAAAUUUGUUUUCAAUUUACAAUUUACCCAUCGGCUGUGCAAAAUUAAAAUUAAUCAAGUACAGAUGAGAGAGACGUUUGAAGAAAAUCAACUUACAAACGAGCAAGUUUUUCAAGAUCGACAGUACCAGAUUGAUGCUGCCAUAGUGCGUAUUUUAAAAACAAGAAAGACGCUUGCUCAUAAUUUACUGGUCAAUGAAUUGUACAACCAACUGAAAUUUCCAGUCAAGCCUUCCGAUAUAAAGAAGAGGAUAGAAAGUUUGAUUGAUAGAGACUACAUGGAAAGAGACAAGGAUAAUCCAAACACAUAUAAUUAUGUUGCAUAAUUAUGUUGCAAAUGAUGUUGUGUAAUUAAGCCUGUGUAUUACCGUGUAACAAGCGAUCGAAUCCGAAUAUCGAUAGAGAAGUUUACCCCUUAUUUUCAUUUUCGACACAAAAUAGAAGUUGCGAAGUCAAGUGAAGGGACAUUUAUGAAGACGAAUUCGAAGAUGGGUGAUCCGAAUUCUGUUUUUCAAGAUUUGGGAAUGUUAUGGUGUUGUUUUUGUAUAUUAAGAAUGCGUAAAUUCUCUUUAGUUUAUGCGACUCUUAAAUGUUACGAAAUUAUGGAUUUUCGAGUCUUCGAAAAACUUCACAAACCCCAUUAAAAAUGAAAAUCUAACUAAAAUAUUUCUAAACAAUUAUUCUGAUAUCGCUUUUAAAGGUUGUGAUUACUCCUUGUGAAGGUUGAUAUUUAUGGAAACUCGCAUCUUAAGUUAGUGAUCAAAAACUGGAUCAUACCAAAUAUGCGAUUUUAUAUUUUUGGAAAUGGAUUGAGAAUCCUGAAAGCCCAUUUUUAUCUUGGUAAUUCGCAAUUUGGUUGGAUUUCCAUAAAUCAUUAGUAAUAAUAAAAAAAAUUUUCCUAACCUCUGAUGUUAUGUUAAUCUUUGAGUUAAUAUGUUACCCUCUCUUCCUUCUGUUAGAAAUUUUUUUUGUAAAAAUGCUUGUUGCCAUGAAUAUGUAUUGUAUUUUCAUACUAUAAAUGGUAAAUGAAUAUACACGUGACCACAGUGUAUGUAAUUGUACUACAGAGAGGCGUGCUCUUGUAAAUAAAUGUUAACCUCUUAA
This is a messenger RNA of Hydractinia symbiolongicarpus, 3361 nucleotides long. Its product is annotated as cullin-4A-like. Gene Ontology annotation, molecular function: ubiquitin protein ligase binding. The record is from RefSeq and is a predicted model, not a curated record. NCBI's taxonomy places the organism in Eukaryota, Metazoa, Cnidaria, Hydrozoa, Anthoathecata, Hydractiniidae. The transcript has 23 exons. Bases 157 to 2583 code for a protein of 808 amino acids. Gene Ontology annotation, biological process: protein ubiquitination; DNA damage response; ubiquitin-dependent protein catabolic process. Gene Ontology annotation, cellular component: Cul4-RING E3 ubiquitin ligase complex.